This is a messenger RNA of Nerophis ophidion (straightnose pipefish), 781 nucleotides long. RefSeq names its product IMP U3 small nucleolar ribonucleoprotein 3 (gene imp3). Gene Ontology annotation, cellular component: small-subunit processome; small ribosomal subunit; Mpp10 complex. The record is from RefSeq and is a predicted model, not a curated record. Gene Ontology annotation, molecular function: structural constituent of ribosome; snoRNA binding; rRNA binding. Gene Ontology annotation, biological process: rRNA processing. Lineage: Eukaryota; Metazoa; Chordata; Actinopteri; Syngnathiformes; Syngnathidae. The transcript has 7 exons. The coding region runs from base 80 to 631 and encodes 183 amino acids.
AUUACGUAUUUCCUGUCAGCGGCGUGUACUUUCCGGAAACACACUCGUCGGGAGCGUUGUCCGAGAUUUUUUUUAAAAAAUGGUUCGUAAAUUGAAAUACCAUGAACAAAAGUUACUAAAGAAGGUGGACUUUAUUAACUGGGAGGUGGACAACAACAUCCAUGAGGUAAAAGUGUUGCGGAAAUAUCACAUCGAGAAGAGGGAGGACUACACCAAGUACAACAAGUUGAGUCGUAACAUAAGAGACCUGGCGCAGAAAAUUCGAGAUCUAGACGAGAAAGAUGGCUUCAGAGCUCAGAGCACACACCAGCUGCUAGAAAAACUUUACGCCAUCGGACUCAUCCCCACCAAACAGACUCUGUCCCUCACAGAGAAAGUCACCGCCUCUUCGUUCUGCAGGAGGAGGCUGCCCACCAUCAUGCUGAAGCUUCGUAUGGCUCAGAACCUAAAAACCGCCAUCACCUUCAUCGAGCAGGGGCAUGUACGUGUGGGCCCUGAGAUUGUCACAGACCCCGCGUUUCUUGUCACAAAAAAUAUGGAGGAUUUUGUUACUUGGGUGGACUCCUCCAAGAUCAAACAACAUGUCAUGAAUUAUAACGACGAGAGAGACGACUUUGACAUGUUGGCGUGAAUCUUUUUGCCACGUUCCUCAAUGGCAAGUUUUGAACUCGACCUCAGACAGUAGCUGCUACAGCUGAAAUUAUUUGUUACCCACAAACUUGGAAAAUAUAGAAGCAAGAAAAGUCUUCUCACCACAUCCAAUAAACAUUUUAGGAAGGAC